ACUUGUACAGUCGCCAUCUUGAAAGAGUCUGUGACCUUAAACAUUCGGCCAGCGGCGGUCUCGCUGAAAAUGUUAUCAAGAAGGUUUACCACCGCCUAUAAUUUAGCCCAGACUGUCAGUAGGGAUGCGUUCCGAGUGACCAGCGUGAAGAGUAAUUCGGCAGUGUCCACUGUGCAACUGGUGCUGCCAUCUGGGGCCCGCUAUGAGGAGAGGGACGAACUGGGCAUUGGACAUUUCAUCAGGAGGGCAGCAGAAUUAUCCAAUGGGCAGCGUACUGCCUUUGCAAAUGCCAGAGCUUUAGGAGAAACGGGAUGUUCAUUUUUGGUGACUGGGACAAGAGAGCAUAUAAUUUACAGCAUAGACAGUUUUCAAAAUCAAGAUUCUAUAAAAAAUGCCUACGAACUGUUGUUAGCAAUGACCUUCCAGCCACUGUACAAUGGCUGGGACCUGGCAGCCGCACUGACUCCCAUGCAGUUAGACCUGGCCAUCUUGACCCAUAGAAAAGACAUCCGAGUUAUUGAACUCCUCCAUCAAGCUGCUUACAAAGACACUCUUGGCCAGUCUGUGUAUGCACCUGCUGAGAACUUCAGUAAAUUUGGCCAACAAAUGGCUUUGGAUUUCAUUCAAAGAACAUUUAACAACUUUAACCUGGUGUGUGUGAACACAGAGAGAGACCUGGAGGAACAGCUGGCAGACAUGACCAGUGAAUUCACAGAUAGUGGGGACAAAGGAACACCUCCCAAAAAGGCAGUUUAUAGGGGAGGCACUCUAAUGAAUUCUGUGGUAGGAGAUCAUGCUUAUGCAGCAGUAGCAGUAGAGGGUGCCAGCAUUGGCAGCAAGGAAGCGCUACCAUUGGGUGUCCUGCAGAAGAUCUUGUAUAGAGAGCCUGCCAUGAAGUACACAAGCCCUGGAGGCAGGCUUCCCUCAGCCAUUGCUAAGGCAGUGAAUGACAACUUUAUGUGUGGUAAUCUGAACUUCAAUUACUCAGAUUCAGGGCUGUUUGGGUUUAGUGUAGUAGCCAAUGCCGAGGAUGCUGGAGUAGUGUUAGAGGCUGCUGCAGCAGAAAUGAAGUCUCUCUGUUCUAAAGGAGCCAGUAGUGAAGAGGUAGCAAGAGCAAAAGCAAGCCUAAAGAUGGACACUAUUAUUAAGCAAGAGAACGCCAGAAGUUUUGCAACCAUGGUCACAGAUCAUGCAGAAAAUAACCUACCUGCUCCAACACUGCAAGGUGCCCUAGAAGCCAUUGAUAAAGUCACUGUAGAACAAGUCAAUGAGACUGCAAAGUCCCUAUUGAAAAGAAAACCCACACUAGCGGCAGUUGGCAACACGAUAACUGUUCCAUUUGUAGACGACUUAUUUUGAUGUAUUUAUCUUGUAACAAAUUGGACCAAUUAUAAAAUCUGGCUUCUUAAACCACACAAGACAUUGUACUAUUUGUUUGGAAGACCAGGAUGCCUCAAAGUUACAUUUUGUUUGGUUUGACAAGAGUCCAUUGGACACAUUCAGUGUGAACUGGUUUUUAGAGCAGUAGGGUUGAUAUUAUACAAAAUAAAACUUAAGUGAUAAAAAUGUUUGUUUUAAUUAUCAGUGGAUCUGUUGCUACUGUACAAUGUGCAUAUUUUCAAUGUACCCUAUAAACAUAGGUACUCAUUAAAAUGUAUUAACCUGAUAUUACAUGCUCCAGUCAGAAAGGCUAAUACAAGGCAAAAUUUGUUUAGAGAGAACACUAGGGUUUUACAGUUUUAAUGAUAAUUUUAGAUCUGGGUAUUGAUAUGAUCACUUGACUUGAAAAUGUUCUACACUGUACACUGACAAUUAUUCACUUAUUAAAAAAACUUAAGUUAA
Molecule: messenger RNA, 1842 nt
Organism: Lingula anatina
Lineage: Eukaryota; Metazoa; Brachiopoda; Lingulata; Lingulida; Lingulidae
Product: cytochrome b-c1 complex subunit 2, mitochondrial
Cellular component (GO): mitochondrion
Molecular function (GO): metal ion binding
Source: RefSeq, a predicted model, not a curated record